GGAGAGUUGUAACAUGAUAUAGUGAGUAAUCUUUUUAUCUCCACCAGUCUCUGCUACCUUAUUUAGUUAUAUUGAAUUAUUAUGUACUUGCUGCUGGGCUCUCUAUUCUGAUUCAUUUAUUUGUCAUUCUCUUCUUGCCUUAAUUACACACUUAAAAAAUAAUAGCAUUGAAGAAAAAAAUUUAAAAAUAAAAAAAUAAAAAUUAUAGCAUUGCUAGUCAGAAAUGCCAAAGAAGUUACUAUCAGACUCAUUUGGUGUUAUAAGUAGGACAUGGUCUAAGCUGCUGUAACAGAGAGACGCCAAAACACAGAGGCUCAAAUAAAAUGGAAGCUUUUUGGUAUUUUGUGUAAUGGUGUAGAGGUCUGUGAAAUCCAGAGCUGGAGAGGCAGCCCUUCUCCACCAUCAUCUGGGGACCCAGGCUCCUUCUACCCUGUAGCUCUGCCAGCCCCCAGGGAGCCGUCCUGGUCUGUGUGGGUGAAGCUGUCUCACCCCCACAUCCAUGCUCGUCUGUGGGAAAGGGGGUGGUGGAAGUCCUAGGAAAGUGCCUUUGCCUUUGAGCUCAUGAACUAGAAAUGGUGCAUCACUUUUUCUUCCAUCCCUUUUAUUUAGACUAAAUCUACCACAAGAGAAGCCACAUCUGCCUUCAAGAGAAGCUGGGAAAUAUGGUAUCAAACUGGGUGGACAUGGAUUUGGCUAAAUUUUGGGAGGAUCUCUUAAUAAAAAGAAGAAGAAUGGGUACCAAGAACAACUAAUGGUCUUUGCCUCAGUCCAGCAUUCAUAGUUACAAAUAAUCAUAUUUAACAGGAAAGUAAUGAUCAUUUUUGUCAAGUGAAAAAUCAACCUUUGGGUAUGAAAAUAAAAUACAAAUAUAUCCUGAUUUUUGGUUUUAGAUGGCCAAUAACCUAUGUGCCAGGUAGCAUUCCAUGCCAAUCUUGAAUGCCAAGAGGAAGUCACUGGACAGCAAAUCUCUUCCAGGAUCAGAACUGGGCUAUUGGAGUAACCCAAGAAAGAAGAAAAAAUAAUUGAAGCCAUGGCCAAAGGAACUAGAGUUCGGUCUACCUCUCCUCCCGAUGGAGGCUGGGGCUGGAUGAUCGUGGCUGGCUGUUUCCUUGUUACCAUCUGCACCCGGGCAGUCACCAGAUGUAUUUCAAUUUUUUUUGUGGAGUUCCAGACAUACUUCACUCAGGAUUAUGCACAAACGGCUUGGAUCCAUUCCAUUGUAGAUUGUGUGACCAUGCUCUGUGCUCCUCUUGGGAGUGUUGUCAGUAACCACUUAUCCUGUCAAGUGGGAAUCAUGCUGGGUGGCUUGCUUGCAUCUACUGGUCUCAUCCUGGGCUCAUUUGCCACCAGUCUGAAGCAUCUCUACCUCACUCUGGGAGUUCUUACAGGCCUUGGGUUUGCACUGUGUUACUCCCCAGCGAUUGCAAUGGUCGGCAAGUAUUUCAGCAGACGGAAAGCCCUGGCUUAUGGGAUCGCCAUGUCCGGAAGCGGCAUUGGCACCUUCAUUCUGGCUCCUGUGGUUCAGCUCCUUAUUGAACAGUUUUCCUGGCGGGGAGCCUUACUCAUCCUCGGGGGCUUCGUUCUAAAUCUCUGUGUUUGCGGUGCCUUGAUGCGGCCUAUUACUCUGAAAGAGGACCAGACAACCCCAGAGCAGAACCACAUCGGUAGAACUCAGAAACAAGACUUUAAGCGAGUGUCUCCCUGCUCCACUUUGACUAAAAAAUGGGUGCAUACCUGCCUCGGUUGCUCUUUGCAGCAGGAAUACAGCUUUUUACUGAUGUCGGACUUCAUCGUGUUAGCCAUCUCUGUUCUCUUUAUGGCUUAUGGCUGCAGUCCCCUCUUUGUGUACUUGGUACCUUACGCUCUGAGUGUCGGAGUGAGUCACCAGCAAGCCGCUUUCCUCAUGUCCAUACUUGGGGUGAUUGACAUUAUUGGCAAUAUCACGUUUGGAUGGCUAACUGACAGAAGGUGCCUGAAGAAUUACCGGUAUGUCUGCUACCUCUUUGCCGUGGGACUAGAUGGGCUCUGCUAUCUCUGCCUCCCAAUGCUUCAAAGUCUUCCCCUGCUCGUGCCUUUCUCUUGUACCUUUGGCUACUUCGAUGGUGCCUAUGUGACUCUGAUUCCCGUAGUGACUGCAGAAAUAGUGGGGACCACUUCUUUGUCCUCAGCGCUCGGUGUGGUAUACUUCCUUCAUGCAGUGCCGUACCUGGUGAGCCCACCCAUCGCAGGACGGCUCGUCGACAUGACUGGGAGCUACACCGCGGCAUUUCUUCUCUGUGGAUUUUCAAUGAUACUGAGUUCUGUGUUGCUUGGCUUCGCUAGACUUGUAAAGAAGAUGAGAAAAACCCAGCUGCGGUUCCUUGCCAAAGAAUCUGACCCUAAGCUGCAGCUAUGGACCAACGGAUCGGUGGCUUACUCUGUAGCAAGAGAGUUAGAUCACAAAGAUGAGCAAUCCGUGGUUCUAACAGCACCUCGUUACAGCCCCACACGACCAAUGGCUUGAGCCUGGGAACCUUCAGGGCUGAGAGAGGGGGGACCACUGGGUUGUACGUGUCUCGGAAGCGUUUAAUUUUGACAGAAGCAUUGCUUUCCAAAGAAAUUAUUCUUAUUGUUUUAUUAACAUGUUUAUAGGGGAAAAUAGCAACAAAACAAGCUUGACCAGCUCAGAGUUUCCUCAUUUGGGAUUUGUACAAUCUUUCAGGCAAUGAGCAUCACUCUAUGGAGAAUGUUAGGACACUGCUGCUAUAAUUAGCUGUAAUUAGGGGUAAUUACAAAGCAUGACCAAAGCAGAUGACAUUGGGAAGCUUUGUUGCAAACUCUCUGCCCCUCCAUCUCACUCCCUCAGUUAGAAUGUAAACAGAAACAGUGACAUGUAGAUUUGCUUACUUUAUGCUUUUUUGGAGAAAGGGGUCUGUAUUAAUCACUGCCUUUUGAGAAAUCUAAAGCAUUCUUCCACAACUCCAUGUAAAACCCUAAUGAGAAACUCCACUAUGAGACAGGUUUGGCAUCUUCACCUUCCACCUCCACGGAAAGCUUUCUUCCUAAGGCUGAGCCCCUCACCUCUGAUCAGGCACUCACCUCUGUUACUAUCACAUAUAAUACUGAAUUUAACCGAAUACACCAAGUCACAAGUGUGAUUUCUAAAUCUUACCUGAAAUGUUAACACCAACACUUCCUUCUCUCUCUCUUUUUUUUUUCAUUAGAAACAAAGCUUUUAUUUGAAUUGUACACACAUUCCUGCUAGGAACUGAAAAAUGUUGGCAGUAUUCCAACUGGGCAGGAAUUGAAUUCUUGAAUCAGCAGGUCUCUGAUGGGAGUUUUCUUUUCAGAUCAGACAUUUUGGUUCAUCAUUACCCAAAACAGAACUUGGGAGGUUAGCCUGAAAAAUAUUCUAAAGGUGAGAUUCCUUUCUCCCUGUGUUAAUUCUUGUUCCAAUGUCCACUGCUCUUGACCUCUUUAUGGAUAAUCAUUAGAAACUUGAUGGGCCUCUUCAGCUGAGUAAGAAGGCUUCAGGGGUUCAGCUCAGCAUCAGAGCACUCUCAUUAAUUAGAGCUUUGGUCAGGGGAGAGAGAAGAGAAGGUUAAGAAGGCUACUGGUGUGAUACUUUACAGUUCAUAGAACUCUUUCACAUACCUACACCCACUGGAUUAGAAUAGUUUACUCAUUCUCAAGUACUCUGUUUUCCUAUAGUUUGGAAUAAUUUCUGACUUUCCAGAGGGAGAACACGGGAGAGAAGAGAAAGGCCAGAUCCCCCAGCUUGUCUCCAACCACUUUAAAUCCGCAGAAUGAUAGUGCUACAUCCCCAAAUCAUGUCAUACCUGUAAAUUAGGAGCAAUUACACAACUGAAAGGGGAUUUUAACUAUUGAAAAAUUUUAAAUCUGAACCUUAAAGAAAUAUUUUGACCCUGAAAGCCAUUUAACCCACUGUCCCUCGGGAGGCCUCACAAACACCAGCACUGAAGAAGAUCCUGGGUUGACUAAGCAUGUGUAGCAAGAGUCUUUGCCUAUAACUGGAUUAUUUCAUAAAGUUACAUAUUAAUACAUUGCUUUCAGAAUGAAACACUGACUUGAUUUAAUGGAAGAAAGCUGUAGUAUUUCAUAGUUGUUUUCCAAAGAUAAAUUUGAAUGUUGCCUGUUAUCUUUUUACUUAAAGACUUUAGUUUAGGGGCGCCUGUGUGGCUCAGUCGUUAAGCGUCUGCCUUCGGCUCAGGUCAUGAUCCCAGGGUCCUGGGAUCAAGCCCCGCAUCGGGCUCCCUGCUCUGCGGGAAGCCUGCUUCUCCCUCUCCCACUCCCCCUGCUUGCGUUCCCUCUCUCGCUCUGUCUCUCUCUGUCAAAUAAAUAAAUAAAAUCUUUAAAAAAAAAAAGACUUUAGUUUAAACCCAUUUACUUUGUCACUUGCAAUUUUAAAACAAUAUUUGGGAAAAUAUCUGUAAAAAGUCAAAGUUAAAAUGAACUUAUGUGUGUUUGGAACAGCACUUUACA
Messenger RNA from Mirounga angustirostris (Northern elephant seal), 4482 nucleotides. RefSeq names its product solute carrier family 16 member 12 (gene SLC16A12). Gene Ontology annotation, biological process: transmembrane transport; monocarboxylic acid transport. Gene Ontology annotation, cellular component: plasma membrane. Bases 1031 to 2503 code for a protein of 490 amino acids. The transcript is spliced from 6 exons. NCBI's taxonomy places the organism in Eukaryota, Metazoa, Chordata, Mammalia, Carnivora, Phocidae. Gene Ontology annotation, molecular function: monocarboxylic acid transmembrane transporter activity. The record is from RefSeq and is a predicted model, not a curated record.